AUGCUGUUUCCCGAAGAGGAUGCGUCGCUACUCAAGGCGUGGAUCGUCAAGAGAAUCGAGAACACGUCCGACGCCGACUCCGAUGUCCUCGCCGAGUACGUGAUUGCGCUGCUCAAGCACGAUGGCAGCCCCGAAGACGUUCGCAAGCUCUGUGAGCAGGAGAUUCCCGACUUUUUGACAGAAGAUUCCAAAGCGUUUCUCGACGAUGUCUUCGAAGCCCUCAAAUACAGGUCCUACCUACCCGGUGCGGCUCAGCCGCCGAAGCCAGCGCCCACCAGUGCGCCGCAGCCGUCGCAGCUGCCGCAGCUUGCUAACAGCAAUGCGUCGGCCCAGGCAGGCUCGAGAAAGCGGGGACACGAUGACGAAGCCGACCAUUUCGAGCACGGCCAAGCUUCCGGUGGUCAGCGAGCUUUCAAGCAAGCACGACGAGGUGGGCGACGAGAGGCAGACGAUGCUCGCGCGGGACCUUUCUCCAUGAUACCGAUGGAGAUCCCGCAGUUCGACCCCAACAACCCCAUGGAGGCUCUCAUGCAGAUGCAGGCCAUGGGAAUGGCCUUUCCACCCAUGCAGGGCUAUGCGCAGCCGGGGUAUGGUGGCAGGAAUCAGAGGGGACAGCCCCGGAAGAGAGGUCGAUGCCGGGACUUUGACAACAAGGGUUUCUGCGCUCGUGGCAACACGUGCAUGUACGACCACGGGGAUGAGUCUGUCUUUGUGGCCCCAUCGGGCCCAGGAAACGAAGAAUACGAUCCCACUGAUAGCAGCCUGCCAAUGUUUCCGGCUCCGGCGCACAGCGGGCCUUUCCACUUCAAUCCCGAUACUACAAUAGUCGUGGAGAACAUACCCGAAGAGAGCUUCAGUGAGGAGCACGUUCGAGACUUCUUCUCACAGUUCGGAAACAUUGUGGAGGUGUCCAUGCAGCCGUACAAGCACCUGGCCGUUGUCAAGUUCGACAAGUGGGCCGCCGCAAACGACGCAUAUCGCUCGCCAAAGGUCAUCUUUGACAAUCGAUUCGUCAAGGUAUUCUGGUACAAGGACGACAAGGGUGGCAUGCCCGUGGCGCAGCCUGUUAACGGAUCUAACGGCUCUCAACACGGCAGACAGCCUGGUUCCGAAGGACCGGAGCCGGAGCCAGAAGUCGACAUGGAAGAAUUCCACAGGAGACAGGACGAGGCUCAGAAACAGUAUCAGGAGCGAGAGGCCAAGCGAGGCGAGCUCGAGCGACAACGCCAGGAGCUGGAGAAGCAACAGCGGGAUCUACUUGCAAAGCACCAGGAAGAGACUGAGCGCCUGCGGAACAAACUGUCCGAGAGAAGCAGUGACGGCACUGGCAGUGAGCAACGCUCUGGAUCUACAGGCACGGAGGCUCUAAAGAAGCAGCUUGCAGCGCUUGAGCAAGAAGCCAAGAUCCUCGGUAUCGAUCCCGCUUCUGCCGAAAACGGCGCUAUGCCUGGUUUCCGUGGCGGCUUUCGUGGACGACGGGGAUUUCGAGGUCGAGGCGGGUUCGCCCCGAGAGGACGAGGUUCUUUCAGAGGACAGGGUGCCCGUCACGCGGCGUACGCGCAGUUCUCUAUCGACAAUCGCCCGAAGAAGAUUGCCAUCAAGGGAGCGGACUUCACGCCGACAGACAAGGAUGAGCUGCUUCGACACUUCCUUUUAAACCAGGGGGAAUUCUCGUCAGUUGAGACUAGCCCAUCCGUCACGCACGUGUCGUUCCCAGACCGCAAGACAGCCGAGAAGAUUUACUUUAGUCUGCACGGCAAGGAAUUGCCCGGCGUGGAGGGCAAGCUUGACCUGACGUGGGUGAACACGCCGCUGCCGCCGUUGCCUGUGAACAAGCCGCAAGAGGAUGUUUCCAUGGGUGUGCCUGACGACACUGUUGGCCCGGCCGAGAGCGCUCAAGAGCACUUGAAGGAUGAGCACGCUCCGAGAGAGGAGCGGCGCCAUGUGGACAUGGACUACGAGGUCGGCGACGACGACGGUUGGGGAGACAGCAUCCAGUGA
Messenger RNA from Purpureocillium lilacinum, 2001 nucleotides. RefSeq lists its product as uncharacterized. Gene Ontology annotation, cellular component: nucleus. Lineage: Eukaryota; Fungi; Ascomycota; Sordariomycetes; Hypocreales; Ophiocordycipitaceae. The record is from RefSeq and is a predicted model, not a curated record. Gene Ontology annotation, molecular function: RNA binding; metal ion binding. Gene Ontology annotation, biological process: mRNA processing.